AUGGUGGUAGGGAAUGGGGUGAGCGUAGGCGGCGGGAACGGGAUUACGUCGGUGAUUGUGGUUCCGAAUCAGGAGUUGGCCUUUCAGUUGGUUGAAUGGACAAAGGAGCUGUUUCCGAGUUUGUGGGAGGAGGAAGGGGACGGGUUUUUAGAUGGGAUGAUUCAGGCGGUUGUUACCCCUCCACCGUCGCCAGUCGAUCCUACUUCUACAGGCAAGCCAGCAGGACCAGGACCAGGAGGAUACACAUCAACAGGAAAGAAGACGCGCCAUCGCCCCCGAGCCACAUCCUCCUCCAACACAAAAGCAGACGAAGAGCAGAUCGAAAAACUCGCCCAGAAUCCUCCACACGUCCUCGUCGCAACCCCACACCGACUUUGGGACCUUCUCCAACGUGGGGUCCUCGACCUCUCGCAGAUUGAGACGCUAGUCUUGGAUGAAGUAGAUCAUUUGAUCAGGCUGCCGAACCGGUUUGCGAGCAGGAAGCAGGUUCUCAAUAGGGAUCUCCAUCCAAAACCUGCAGAGCUGGCCGUGAGCGAGAUCUUAAGAUCUGCCCAGGCUGCGGGGCGGUACCCUCCCUCCUUAGCACCAGUAGAGGCCACUGAUCAGGAAACUGGCCUAUCGACGGAGGAUCAGGAUACCACCACUAGUAGCGGCGGAAAGGUGGCAAGGACGGGGAAGGGAGCAGACAGGAUCCAGAUUGUUGCGGCGUCAGCGACGAUGAAUCGGCCCAUGCGGCAUUGGUUGGAGACUGUUCGGGGGUGGGUUCAGGACCCGACUUGGGUGGAUACGACCAAGAGUGUAGUUCUGCCCGAGGGGAUUGAGCACCGUUGUAUUAUUGUCGGGCCUGAUUCUGUCCGGAAUAUGCGUUUUGAUACCAGUGAGAGCGAGAAGGUUGGUGGUGAUGGAGGAAGGGAGGAGCUGGAGGUGGAUAUGGCGGAGACGGAUCGCGCAUGGAACCAGUCCAAGGACGCCUCCAACACCCCAACAUCAAAGGAGAAGGAGGCAGCAUGGAAGGAACGCAGCCUCUCAGCCCGAGGCGUUAUCUCACCCGACAUCGACACUGGUGCUGUAGAAAAGUUCCGGGACGACGAUGACAGGAUGUUGGAGGGUGUCGCUAUGGCCUGUCAACUGGACGAUGUCAAAUCCGCAUGCGUCUUCUUCUGUACUUCCUUCAGUUUGAAGGAUUUGGCGACCCGGUUCGAGUUUGAGUUUGGGUUACCUGUCAAGACUAUCCAGGACGCCUUCCCCCUCUCCCAACUCCCUCCUUCCUCUACCUCCACCUCCACCUCUGCCCUCACAACGACGGCAACGACGAAGAAGAGGAGUGCAGGAAUCUACAUUGCGCAUGAAGAAAACGCCCGCGGCCUCGACCUCCCCGGCCUAUCCCACGUCUUCAUCGUCGGACUCCCCUCGUCACCAUCCAGUUACCUACAUAUGGCCGGGCGGACGGGUCGGAUGGGUGAACGGGGUGAGGUUGUGACGAUUCUGAGGGAUGAUGAGUUUUUGGAGGAUAGGGCCCGAAGUCUGUUUAGGAUGUUGAAUGUCAAGGUCGAGCCUUAUCGGCAUGUUGAAUAA
This is a messenger RNA of Linnemannia hyalina, 1575 nucleotides long. The record is from the annotation of a GenBank genome assembly. NCBI's taxonomy places the organism in Eukaryota, Fungi, Mortierellomycota, Mortierellomycetes, Mortierellales, Mortierellaceae.